This is a messenger RNA of Papaver somniferum (opium poppy), 1666 nucleotides long. RefSeq names its product legumin B-like. The transcript is spliced from 4 exons. NCBI's taxonomy places the organism in Eukaryota, Viridiplantae, Streptophyta, Magnoliopsida, Ranunculales, Papaveraceae. Gene Ontology annotation, molecular function: nutrient reservoir activity. The coding region runs from base 28 to 1497 and encodes 489 amino acids. The record is from RefSeq and is a predicted model, not a curated record.
UUCAACAAAAUUAAGCCUAGCUUGUUCAUGAUGAAGUCCUCAUCUUUAGUUUGUCUUGGUUUGUGCUUUCUUUUCACGCUGAAUGGUUGUUUAGGUCAAAUAGAACAACAAGGUGGAGGAUGGCAAACUCAGCAACAACCGCAACAGCCACGUCAUUACCAAGGUCAAAGCCAGUGUCGAAUUGAAAACUUAAACGCUCAAGAGCCUAACCGUCGUGUUGAAUCUGAAGCUGGUGUUGCUGAGUUUUGGGACCAGAAUAAUCAACAAUUCGAGUGUGCUGGUGUUGCUGCUACUCGAUAUAUCAUUCAGCCUAGAGGACUUCUUUUGCCAUCUUUCGCAAAUGCGCCUAGACUUGCCUACAUUGUUCAAGGUAGGGGAUUGACUGGAGCCCUUAUCCCUGGCUGUCCUGAAACCUUCCAUUCAAUUCAGCAGUCUCAGCAAUUAAGAGGAGGCCAGCAGCAGAGAUCUAGAGAUCAGCAUCAAAAGAUACGCCAAGUUCAGCAAGGAGACGUUUUGGCUUUGCCUGCAGGAGUAUCUCAUUGGUGCUACAAUGAGGGCGAGACGCCACUUGUCGCUAUCGUUGUUCAUGACACAAGCAGCAACGCAAACCAGCUAGAUCGCAACCUCAGGAGAUUUCAACUGGCCGGAAGUCAGCAAACACAAACUAGCUCAUAUCAACAACGCCAACAACAACAACGUCAACAGGUAAGAGGUCAACAAGAUGUCCCAGAAAACAACAUCUUCAAUGGCUUCAAUGUCGAGACUUUGGCUGAGGCUUUUGGAGUGAGCACCGAGACAGCAAGGAAACUACAAGGACAAAAUGACCAGAGAGGUAACAUCGUUUUUGUUGAAGGUGGGCUUCAAGUGAUUAGGCCACAACAAGGAGAAGAAGAAGAGGAACGAGUACAACGUUACAGGACCACAAACGGGUUAGAGGAAACUAUUUGCAGUAUGAGACUCAGGCAGAACAUAGCUAACCCAACUAGGGCUGAUGUUUACUCAGAAAGAGGUGGAAGAAUCACUACUCUCAACAGUCAGAAGUUGCCCAUUCUUAACUACAUCCAGAUGAGUGCAGAAAGAGGAGUCCUUUACCAGAAUGCCCUACUUGCACCACACUGGAACUUGAACGCCCACAGUGUUAUGUACGUCACAAGAGGAAGUUGCAGGUGUCAGAUUGUAGGUAACCAAGGUCGCCAAGUCUUUGAUGGUCAACUCAACCAAGGCCAGAUGUUGGUUGUUCCUCAGAACUUCGCCGUGGUUAAACAGGCUGGAAAUGAAGGAUUUGAAUGGGUAUCAUUCAAGACUAAUGACAAUGCUAUGACGAGCCCAUUGGUUGGAAAAACUUCUGUGUUAAGCGCAAUGCCCGCAGAUGUCUUGAUGAAUGCAUAUCAAAUCUCAAGAGAAGAAGCAAAUAGGUUGAAGAAUAACAGAAUGGAGGAAACAAUGAUACUUACCCCAGGAUCUAGGUCUCAGUCUCAGGUCAGGGCUUCUGCUUGAACACAUACAAUAUAAUGCAUGUAUGAGUUCCUUUUGUGGGGGUUUAGGUACAUGUUUACUAGUAGUAAGUCUGAUCUUGGUAAGGCUGAAGUUGGUUUAGCUAACUACUUGUACGAGUCAUGAUGUCAUAAUAACGUUCAGACUGAUAAUGAAAUAACUUUUGUUCCCA